Lytechinus variegatus (green sea urchin) is the source of this 2214-nucleotide messenger RNA. RefSeq names its product 28S ribosomal protein S9, mitochondrial-like. Gene Ontology annotation, cellular component: ribosome; mitochondrial small ribosomal subunit. Gene Ontology annotation, biological process: translation. Lineage: Eukaryota; Metazoa; Echinodermata; Echinoidea; Temnopleuroida; Toxopneustidae. The record is from RefSeq and is a predicted model, not a curated record. Gene Ontology annotation, molecular function: structural constituent of ribosome; RNA binding. The transcript has 10 exons. The coding region runs from base 26 to 1216 and encodes 396 amino acids.
CCUGUACAAGGAUGUAUAAUUCAAGAUGGCAGCUCACUGUGCUUGCCAUGUUUUCGGAGUUUACAGAUUCAGUGGCAAGUUAUUGCGAGUAUCGAGCCAUUGCCGUGCCUUGCGGGUAUCAGACGUCCCACAGUUGAAGCUGUUCUCGACAGAUGCCCAACCCAAGACAGAAAAGAAACCGAAGGAUUCUGUAGCUGCUGUGAUCGCUGCUGCACAAGAUAGACGAACAGCGUAUGAUACGUUGAUCCAACAUGAGGAGUUGUCAUAUGAGAGAGGGCGCCGUCACCUUGCGAACAUGAUGGGAGAGGAUCCUGAGAACUUUCAGCAGGAAGAUGUUAAUAGGGCCAUAGAAUACCUGUUUCCAUCGGGCCUGUUUGACAAGAAGGCCAGGCCAAUGAUGAAACCCCCGGCGGACUACUACCCGCCCCAGAAAGCAGCCCAGUUUGGAGCGGACGGUAGACCGUUCGAUGCCUUGUUCUACACCGGCAAACCAAACUACUACAAUCUGAUGCAUGAGACGGUUACUCAGAUGAAUAAAGUCAUCGCCAAGGAGGAUGAGAUGAUAAGAAAAGGAAUCCUCAUACAUGAUUCUGAACCUGUGAAUGUUUCAAGGAGCGAAUGGAUUGACAAAGCCACUGUUGAAAGAAUCGUUGUAGAGUCACUGUCAGACAAAGAGUAUUCAAACUUCAUCAAUCUGUUGGAGAGGAUACUUCAGCUACCGUAUGCGAGUGAGGUCAGUGAUUAUAUCCACAAAUAUAGAAGAGAACUGGUAGCCGAGCUAAGCAAGGAAAUCAUUAGCCCAAUCCAAGAAGAUGAGAAUGGUCGACCGUACAGCACCGGGGAUGGCUGGCGGAAAACUGCUAAGGCGUGGGUCACUCUGAAGGAUCAUGGGAAAGGUCAGGUCACCGUCAACGGAAUAGAGUUUCUCAAAUACUUCACGUGGGUGCGAGUGAGAGAACAGAUCUUAUUUCCAUUUCACUUCACCGGAACCUUGGGGCGUUUCGAUCUCGAGUGUGAGGUCCUUGAAGGGGGCAUUACGGGUCAGGCUGGUGCGAUCAGACUUGCUCUGUCGAGGGCGCUGUGCAGCUUCGUAGAUCAGCAGAAGAUAGAGCAGAUGAGGCAAGCUGGACUGCUCACAUUAGAUCCAAGGAUAAGAGAGAGGAAAAAGCCAGGGCAAGCUGGAGCAAGAAAGAAGUUCACAUGGAAGAAAAGGUAGCUGUUGAAUAUGGACGUGACAGAACUAUUCAUGAACUAACAGAUCCAAGAUACUGUCCUCUCCUAGAUAGCUGUUACCUGUGGUUGCGAAAGAACUUCCCACGAACUUACAGAUCCAAGAUACUGUUCUUUCCUAGAAAGUUGUUACCUUUGGAUGCAAAAGAACUUUCUGUGAACUUACAGAUCCAAGAGUCCUUUCCUAGAUGGCUGUUACCUGUGGACGCGACAGAACUUCUUGUGAACAUACAGUUCCAAGAUACUGUCCUUUCUCAGAUAGCUGUUACCUUUGGAUGCGAAUGAACUUCCAAUGAACUUACAGAUCGAAGAUACUGUCCUUUCCCAGAUAGCUGUUACCUUUGGACGUGACAGAACUUCUCAUGAACUUACAGAUCCAAGAUACUGUCAUUUUCGAGAUAACUGUUAUUUGUGGACGCGGAAGAACUUCUCAUGAACUUGUCAAAAUAAGCGUAGGAGCAGUUGUCCUAAUAGCAAAUAUUGCUUUACCGAGGCAAUUGCAGUGCUUCAGUGGGAUAUGUACCCUGGACCUUGAAAUGUACGAUUGCAGGAUUUGCCACUGAUCCACAACAUCUCUUCAAGUAGCAUUCAUGAAUGUUAGGUCUUGGACUUAUGGGUCUCGCAUUGGAAUGAGAAAAUCAGGGUCCAGUAACAUGAAAUUAAAGAAAUUAAUCAUAAGUAUGAUUUAUUUGAUAUUGCAUGUUAAUAAAUGCAAUAAUUUUGGAAAAGAAAAAAAAACAUUGUAGCAUUUGAUUCAAUGUUACUGAGAAUGAUCUUCCAAGUUUCUUCACAAAUUUCUUUGUUAAAAUCACUUUUAAACUUGGUUAUUUGGGGGCCCCUCAUAGAAAGUUGCAUUUAACAGCAACUCAAAAAAGUCAAAUAAGCACUUCUGAAUGGUUUAACUCUAAAUAGACUGGGCUAUUUCGAUGCAUAAGAAGACUGGGGGGGGGCUGAUUCAGUCCCCCCCCCCCUAUGACCUCGGCC